Messenger RNA from Parasteatoda tepidariorum (common house spider), 1797 nucleotides. RefSeq lists its product as uncharacterized. NCBI's taxonomy places the organism in Eukaryota, Metazoa, Arthropoda, Arachnida, Araneae, Theridiidae. Gene Ontology annotation, molecular function: ATP-dependent peptidase activity; ATP binding; metalloendopeptidase activity. Gene Ontology annotation, biological process: proteolysis. The record is from RefSeq and is a predicted model, not a curated record.
UGAUAAUUGAGCUGAGAACUUCAUCACGCAUUUUAUUUUUACUUGUAGCUUUGCUCUGUAAGUUUAUAUUCUGCUGUAGGACUCAAAAUGGAUUGCCUUGGUUCACUUAAGAUACCAAUUCACAUUUUUACUGAAAUUCUUUCAGAAGUUUUAACAGACUCAGCAAUAAUGGUCGCUUUUUUUUCAAUGACUGGAUUCCUAUGUUUGGCCUGCGCGAAAAUAUUGUACAUUGAAAUUAAAUUUAUGGAGGAAUAUACUUGCGACUAUAUUUGUUUCAAGCUCUUUGACGAUGAGCCAUUUUGUGAAAAAAUGACUUCGGCAACUUCGUCCCUUGCUUUGCCAAUGAGAACAUUUCUGAAAAAUCGUCUAUUCGGUGGGAAAGUGAUGAAUAAACUAAAACAUUACUAUGAAAGAAAACAAGGAGAAGUGUUGAAAGAAUCAGAAAUGCAUCAAAUCAGACAAAUAUUAAUGGAAGCCUAUUUGCAUCUUAGUGUAUUCUUAACGACUUCUCAUAUCAUCGAAUUUGAUUUUAAACCAUAUGAAGUCAAAGCACAUUUGCCUUGGAUGGAAAUCGAAAGAUGGAAUUCAAAGGACCAGACUUUCAGAAUGAUGUGUCUUUGUACUAUAUGCGACUUUUGUGACGAGGAAAACAGAGAUUUUAAAUUCUCUCAAGAAUCACCAAUAAUUGGAAUGACAGUGUGUGCUUACAGCAGCGCCUUGAUGGAAACGAGGAAAUCCAAUUGGCAGAUACUUGGAAACAACCAAUCAGAAUUAAUUGAACGGAAUAUGAGAAAUUAUAUGGAGAAAUGUUACAAGCAUUUAGCAGAUCUAUUUGAUCAGCACGCAGAGGAAGUAUAUCGGAUUGCCCAAAAAGUUAUUGCAAAAAAAGUAAUAACAUUAGAGGUGAUGGAAAAAGUUGUUGGAAAAUCGAAAUCCUUGCUUAGAAAGAGCCAGUCCAUGAAUAAUGAAAUUAUGCCAAAAGUAUCGUGUAUUACUGAUACUCAAUGGAAUUUCGUCAUAUACUACGCUAUUUUUUCUGUUUUUGUUAUGGUUUUUAUAUAUUUAAAAUAUUUCAAUAUCGUGCAUAUUCCACCUUUAUAUUUCCACGUCAAAACAUAUGCUGACAUAAUAACCUGUUGGUAUCCAAUUGUUAGAUGCACUUUUGUCAGACUUGUUUUUUUACCACACGCCCUCAAUUUUGUGUAUAAUUUUUUCAAAUAUAAAUUUCUUGCACGUGAACUUCUUUAUCUCUUGAGAGCCGGUUGCGAUGCUGUCAAAUCUUUUUUCUGUUACAUUUUAAACUUUCGGCAUUUCAAAACUCUGACAUUUCCAAACAGAAUUUUCCCAUCAAGUUCAGGCUUUACUCAGAAAUAUUAAACUGUCAAAGAGCUAUUCAAUGCUUUUUAAUUUUAAAAAAAAUCCUAUUUUUCAACCAUUAUUUUAAGGCAUCUAGCUUUUUUUAUAUUAUGAAAUUUUCAAGAUAUGUUCCAUGAUCCUUAACCCUUUCGUUACGGCAAUCCGCUCCGCUGAAGUGACGCCAAUGAACGAUGUGCAUCUUGCGUGUCGGUAAACUGAUGUUCGGAGUCUCUUAAUUAAGUCUUGCAUAGCAAUGAAUUUGGUGAUUUUGCAAGAAAUGCAAUCGACCCACGAAAGAUAUUAAACGUACUCAAUAUAUGCUUUUUUCACUCUGACUCCAGCUAAAUACGGUACUCAUACACACAGAUAGUUGCGUGGAUGCCGGCUAUAUACGGUAUUCGUACACACAGAUAGUCGCCUGAUGUCCGCGAAAUACGGACC